This is a messenger RNA of Alosa sapidissima (American shad), 1423 nucleotides long. It is a transcript of the gene gabra6a, whose product is annotated as gamma-aminobutyric acid type A receptor subunit alpha6a. NCBI's taxonomy places the organism in Eukaryota, Metazoa, Chordata, Actinopteri, Clupeiformes, Clupeidae. The record is from RefSeq and is a predicted model, not a curated record. Gene Ontology annotation, biological process: synaptic transmission, GABAergic; signal transduction; gamma-aminobutyric acid signaling pathway. Gene Ontology annotation, molecular function: inhibitory extracellular ligand-gated monoatomic ion channel activity; benzodiazepine receptor activity; GABA-gated chloride ion channel activity. The transcript has 8 exons. Gene Ontology annotation, cellular component: postsynapse; dendrite membrane; synapse. Bases 115 to 1224 code for a protein of 369 amino acids.
AUGUUGUUGUUGGUCAUGUCUUAGUUGCAUUGUUCUGAUCUAUCUUUGGUUUCAGUUGGCGUCACUGAAGUUAAAACAGACAUAUUCGUCACAAGUUUUGGUCCCGUAUCAGAUAUGGAGAUGGAGUACAGAAUGGACAUGUUCUUUAGGCAGAUGUGGGUUGAUGAGCGGCUAAAGUUCGAAGGCCCCAUUGAGAUCCUUCGCCUUAACAACAUGAUGGUGGACAAAAUUUGGACACCGGACACGUUCUUCCGAAACUCCAAGAGAUCCAUCGCCCACAAUAUGACAACCCCCAACAAGAUGUUCCGCAUCAUGCAGAAUGGAACAGUGUUUUACACUAUGAGACUAACAAUAAGUGCAGAGUGUCCAAUGCAAUUGCAGGACUUUCCACUGGAUGGACAUGCUUGUCCUUUAUACUUUGGAAGCUAUGCAUACACCAACCGCGAAAUAGCUUACACCUGGAGAAAGGGUUUCGAGGCGUCAGUUGAUGUGCCGCCAGAGUCGUCCAGUUUACUACAGUAUGACCUUGUUGGGCAGAGCCUCUACACUGAAACAUACAAAAUCAACACAGGUCAUUACUCUGUCCAGGUCGUGCAUUUUCUUCUCCAACGAAAGCUAGGCUACUAUCUCAUCCAAACAUAUGUGCCACUGAUCAUGAUUGUUGGGUUGUCCCAAGUCUCAUUUUGGAUCAACAAGGAGUCAGUGCCAGCCCGCACUGUUGCUGGCAUCACCACGGUGCUCACCAUGACAACCCUCAGCAUCAGCGCUCGCGAGUGUCUGCCCAAGGUGUCGUAUGCCACGGCCAUGGACUGGUUCAUCGCCGUGUGCUUUGCCUUCGUGGCGUCCGCCCUGAUCGAGUUUGCGGCGGUCAACUACUUUGCCACUCUGCAAGGCAUCCGCAUGCAGCGUGAGAAGCGCAAACAAUCCCGCCAGGACAGCGUCAUCACGGGUAACGGCAGCGACGAUGAAGUGGGAUCGCCUGACAGUGGUAGGAGCAGGCAGUACCGGUCCAACUCGAUAAUUAGUGAGCCCGCACAGAGACUGCCCAACUUCCUGCAGUCUGGCUCGGCCAUCCCCACCAACAUGCUGCUGGCCGGCACCAGCCCCAUUGACUCCUACUCCCGAGUGCUCUUCCCUCUGGCCUUCGGCUCCUUCAACUUGGUCUACUGGUACUACUACCUCUCCAAGGACACCAUGGAGAAGCCCAGGGUCCUGGGCCAGUGAGUUCUUGCAGCUGAUCUCAAGCUGAUGAUUGCUCGCUUCUGUCCUUAUGCGGGAGGUUCACCACCACCAUCAGCACCACCUACACCUCCACCAUCAGCACCACCUACACCUCCACCAUCAGCACCACCUCCACCAACAGCACCACCAUCAUCUCCACCAUCAGCACCACCUUCACCUCCAUCAUCAGCACCACCAUCAU